AUGGCUUCAGAAUAUGCAAUGUUUGGGCAAUUCUCAACAAAAUCAGAUGUGUUCAGUUUUGGUAUCCUAAUUCUGGAGAUUGCAUGGAGAAAUUGGAAGGAUGGGACAACUUUGAAUCUCAUAGAUCCCACGUUAAUGAAGGGCGGUCCAAAAAUCGAAAUGAUGAGAUGUAUUCACGUCGGUCUAUUAUGUGUACAAGAAAAUGUAGCCGACAGACCAGACAUGACUUUAGUUCUUCUCAUGCUUAAUAGCGAUUCUAUUGCCCUUCCUUUACCUACACAACCUGCUGCAAGCUUUAUGCAGGGCAAUGUUGGGUCAAGCAAAUCACUGCAACUGGACAGCAAUUGUGGGGGAACUAAUUAUGUGGCUUCAAUUACUGAAGAGUUAUCUCCUAGGUAG
Corylus avellana is the source of this 399-nucleotide messenger RNA. The record is from RefSeq and is a predicted model, not a curated record. NCBI's taxonomy places the organism in Eukaryota, Viridiplantae, Streptophyta, Magnoliopsida, Fagales, Betulaceae.